Messenger RNA from Arachis duranensis, 1341 nucleotides. RefSeq lists its product as uncharacterized. The transcript is spliced from 3 exons. The coding region runs from base 1 to 1341 and encodes 446 amino acids. Lineage: Eukaryota; Viridiplantae; Streptophyta; Magnoliopsida; Fabales; Fabaceae. The record is from RefSeq and is a predicted model, not a curated record.
AUGUCGAUCACUGAUGAAACAAGUAUGCAAAACAUGUUUCAAAUUCACCGGCAGACUCAGAUGCGACACCCACAGAUUGAGGUGUACGUUGAGUAUGAAACUGUAGAGGCAGUGGCGGUUCAGAAUGAUAUAGAUAUACAUGAUGAUAGAGGUGCAGUGUACGAAGGAAUGAAUAGUGACAGCGAAGAGGACUUCGAAGCCACUUAUGAGGCCGGCGACGAAGAUGAGGAUGGUGAUGUGGUAGUUGAGAUAGCAGCAGAGAAUGUAGUGGUUCGUCCGCCGAGCAGUCAACCGAUGAACGUUCCACCUUUUAUGCGUGAGUUGGAUCUCGAGGCCGUGCAUGCCCCCGAGUUUCCGGAAUAUACAAACAUAGGCGUUGCCGAUGCUGAGGAUGGGGAGUUCCGGAUUGGAAUGGAAUAUAGUUCUAGAAAGUCGGUCGUCGCAGCGAUUAGAAGUUUCACUAUUGCUAGAGGAGUUGACUAUGAGGUGUAUGAGUCUGAGCCACAGACGUUCUAUGCAAAAUGCAAGAUGUACGGGCGUGGAUGUGACUGGCUUAUCCGAGCUAGCUUGAUACGGAAAAAAGGUUGUUGGGAGAUACGAAGAUACAACGGUAGGCACACGUGCACGAUCAGAACGAUUUCACAAGAUCAUUCCAAGUUGGACUCAGAUACAGUUGCCGAUGCUAUAAGGCCAUUGGUCGAGACGGACCCGUCCAUCAAGGUGAAAUCUAUAAUUGCGGAAGUCCAGUCAAGGUUCAACUAUACCAUCAGUUACCGAAAGGCUUGGUUGGCAAAGCAGAAGUCCAUAGCCAACGUUUUCGGUGGUUGGGAGGAUUCUUACGAAGCCUUGCCAUGGUGGCUCUCGGUCAUGGUGCAGAAGAUGCCUAGUACAGUUGUCCAAAUAGAAACACGACCACUGGCAUUUAGGCAUUGCAAGCCCCUGGUUCAGGUUGACGGCAUACACCUAUACGGAAAAUACAAAGGUACACUUCUAGUCGCUGUUGCACAAGAUGGAAACCAGAACAUUAUGCCUAUCGCCUUUGCCUUGGUGGAAGGGGAGACAGCUGAUGCGUGGCACUUCUUUCUCAGGAAUCUGCGAAUGUAUGUUGUUAGAAAAGAUGGCGUGGGUAUGAUCUCAGACCGACAUGAGUUAAUACGGGCAGCAGUAUUUCGUUCCGGUGGCAACUGGCAACCUCCAAGAGUAUGGUGGAUGUUUUGUAUAAGACACAUCGGCAGUAACUUCUUAAGGGUAUUCAAAAUCCCUCACUUGCAAAAGCUUGUUGUCUAUAUCAUGCCUGAAUGUCUCUACGGUCUUCGAUUACCACGCUGUGGUCCGUUCUGA